Pseudogymnoascus destructans is the source of this 1646-nucleotide messenger RNA. RefSeq lists its product as uncharacterized. The record is from RefSeq and is a predicted model, not a curated record. Bases 224 to 1198 code for a protein of 324 amino acids. Lineage: Eukaryota; Fungi; Ascomycota; Leotiomycetes; Thelebolales; Thelebolaceae. Gene Ontology annotation, biological process: regulation of DNA-templated transcription. The transcript is spliced from 2 exons.
GUCUAUUGUAACUGUAUAGUAAUAACUAUAGUAAUGAUUGUAUUUGUGGCAACCCAUCAUGUGUGGCAACCCAUCACGUGUGACAAUUCAUCACACGUGAUGGGUUGCCAAGGAACCGCUGGGUGCCCACGUCGGUCUGGGCGGUUUCUUCAGUAUUUCCAACCCAGACCGUGGUCUGGGUUGGAAAAUCUUCAGACCGGCGGUUUGCAACCACCGGUUACCCAUGACGCACACUAGCGCUGUCGCCGAGCUGCGGUGCACAUAUCUUGCUGUUCACAAGAAAAAAGGUCCCACCCCAAAGGCUAUCAUAAAGAUGCAAAUAGAGCAGCAACGGAACAGGAUACCACCCGCCAUUCCAACAGAGGAGGCGAAGUUUAUCGAGGCAGUAAACCACGAGCUCGGCCCUGAUAUCAAUACGCUUGAACUCCUACGAGAUUAUGAGCUGACGCAAACCGAUGUUACGGCGGUAAUGGUAGCAGUAUCAAAACUGCUCGCCAAGCAUCCAGACCUUCGACAAGAGUUCUUGAUUUUCUUAAAAUACCAAGUUGAACACAGCGCUAGCAAUAACCCGAAUACUAUCCCCAGUAGCCAUCCUGUCGCAAGGGGCCCGUUAACACCGACAUUAACAUCCCAGGGCACGAGUAGAGAUGAUGCUGUGCCUCAGCAGCUAAAAGAUGCUCAACAAUAUGUACAACUACCAGUUACGUUGACGACGAGGCGUCUAUGCAGCACGAGCCCGCCGAGCCCUCGAUGGCUCGCCUUGUCAAUACAACCUCCAGCAAUCACCCGGCCACGUGUAGAACUGUUUCCCCCACCUGUGGCGCGACUUUUGAAAACAACCAUUGACGUGCGAAGUGUCUAUGCAAUUGCAACACUGUACAGCGAUGGCAUAGACGCUUCGGAGAAGCUUCAAGGGCAACGCCUCCGCCUUUGCUCAAACAGAAACUUUUGCUUCUCUGGGCUAGUAAUUCACGGACAAGGAGUAUAUACCCUCAGGGUAACGCUGGUUCAUGGCCGCCAUGUCGUCGAGUAUGUGGAUAGCAAUGAAAUCUACUUGGGACCCCGGCUGACUGAGGAUGUUAUAACCGUCCAAGACACUCGAAGUUUAAACGGCAGCUACUGCACCUGGAUGAAAGCACGUACACAGACGAUUACACAGGGCUUUUCCCAAAUCGGAAAAUAUAUGCAGGAUCUAUGAUAUAUCUUGGACAGCAGAUGUAUACAAAGCUGAUCGUGUUAGUCCGAGAUUCAGAGCUCAUUAUAGAGAAUAAUAUUGUAGAUGGAUUCUGCAACGCUCGGGAUGGGUUAUCUGUUUAUGAAGACGGGAAAUCGUAUGAUGAUGGGGAAACCGAAUGGGCUGACGGCCUAGAUAAAACAAUCUAUCUUGGCGGAGAUGGGGAAAUGUACCGGCAAAGAAUGGGUGGUAUAUUUCAGUCUUUUUUUGUGGCGUUAGAGAGAAGGGUGACGGUGGUAGAUGCCGUUAGAUACAUUGCGCAUAUGGUGUUAUAUUAGACUCGGAUUAAUCCACAGUAUGCUAUGGCCCAAGUCUAUAUUUGCACAGUUGUCUAGAAGGUACACGCAACCUAAACUCAAAACUUUACCAAAUAGUACAUUAGCUUGCAGGAAAAUAUAGUUUAUCAAAUAUC